Molecule: messenger RNA, 1608 nt
Organism: Paracoccidioides lutzii Pb01
Product: rRNA processing protein RRP8
Exons: 1
Coding region: 1-1608 (535 amino acids)
Biological process (GO): rRNA methylation; ribosomal large subunit biogenesis
Cellular component (GO): nucleolus
Molecular function (GO): rRNA (adenine) methyltransferase activity
Source: RefSeq, a predicted model, not a curated record
AUGUUCGCAGUCCCUGGAUGGUCUAUUUCGAAUACAGAGUUAAAGCUGCAAACAGAGUAUAAAGCGAAACCACAGCAAGAAACCGCUCCUCAAGUACAAGAUGGUGCAGACCCAGAUUCCCAAUCUAAGAAGCGGAAAAGAGCUCAAGGGAAAAACCUCAAUGACCAAAAGGUUACCAAGGCGAAUGUGGGUGAGAUGUGGAGGAGAGUUAUUGAAGGAGAGACACCCAGUUCUAGAAAAAAGAAUGCUGCGCGAACUAAAAAGGAGAUGAAGAAGCGGAGGAAAUUGGCGAAAUCUGCAGACGGCAGAGCUGUCCAGGAAGUUAGGGAUGCGGGGAAUAAAACGGGAGAGCUGAAAGAGGAUUCUAACGUUACACCUGCGACCAAAACAGCAGCAGAAAUACCAGGUAGUACUCCUGCUGCGUCCAGGAGGAACAAGAAACAAAAGGGAAAAUCGAAUGAUAAUCAGCAACAAAAUGCGACCACUGCGACACCCCCAUUGCCAGCAGCAAACUCAUUACCCUCCCCCCCCCCUCCCCCUCCGGCAUCCACAUCCCUCACACGUUUACAGCAAUCCAUGCGCCAAAAGCUCCUCUCGGCCCGAUUCCGCCACCUCAAUCAGACCCUGUACACCACGACAUCCAACGAAGCUAUGGAACUUUUCACCUCCAAUCCAGAGCUCUUCGCAGAAUACCAUGCAGGAUUUACCCGGCAGGUGCAAGAAUCAUGGCCCUCAAACCCCAUCGAUGGCUACAUCAAUGCAGUCAAGACGCGCGGCGCCAUUGCCCCCCCUAAUCAGAGAGGUAGUGGUCGAAAGCCGGACAAAAAUGAACUACGAACUGCUGCUCUGGGUCCCUUACCUAGACGACCCCACGGGCUAUGCACCAUAGCAGACCUGGGCUGUGGUGAUGCUAAACUAGCACGGGUUCUCACACCGUCCGCUAAAGCUUUGAAUCUGAGGCUCCUCAGUUUUGAUUUGCAUGUGGCUGAUCCACUGAUUACGAAGGCAGAUAUUUCGGCGCUGCCGGUUGCGGAUGGUACGGUUGAUGUGGCCAUUUUUUGCCUUAGUUUGAUGGGGACGAAUUGGGUGUCGUUUGUUGAGGAGGCGUGGCGGGUGCUUAGGGGAGAUGGAAAGGGAGAGUGCUGGGUUAGUGAGGUGAAAAGUCGGUUUGGGAAAGUUGUUAGGAGGACUAAAAUCGGACAGAGGGUGGAUGGAACCGGGACUGUGGCUGGAAAGAAGGACAAGAAGAAAAAGAAAAGUAAAGGCAACGAUAAGGCUGAUGAAGAUGUUGACGAGGAGGAGAUUUUUGCUGAGGAUCAGGUUAAUAAAGGCCCUAACUCGGAGGAUGAGACUGAUAUAUCUGCGUUUGUGGAAGUGUUUAGGACUCGUGGAUUUGUGCUUAAGCAGGAAUCUGUUGAUAAAUCAAACAAGAUGUUUGUCAAGAUGGAGUUUUUGAAGCAUGGGCAUCCUACAAAGGGCAAGUGGGCUGUUGACCCGAACGAUGCCAAGUCUGGGAAGAAGAAAUUCAUUGAACUUGACGAUGGCAAGGGACUGACUCCUGAAGAGGAGAGUAAGGUGCUGAAACCGUGUGUAUAUAAGAUCAGAUAG